Molecule: messenger RNA, 916 nt
Organism: Triticum urartu
Lineage: Eukaryota; Viridiplantae; Streptophyta; Magnoliopsida; Poales; Poaceae
Product: protodermal factor 1
Source: RefSeq, a predicted model, not a curated record
UUUCAGUUCAUCAACUCAAGCAUCUCCACCACUUCAGUUCAGUUGCUUAUUCUGUCUUGCCUGCACACACUGAGAGCAAGAUGGGUGGCAAGGUUCUUCUGAUCAGUGCCGUCUUGGUGGGGCUUGUUUCACUGAGCUCGUGCAGGAGCCUGGGAGAGUUGCAUGAGCAGAAGACCCACUAUGGGGGCUCACCAACUCCCACGCAUGGGUCAGGAGGAGGCUACAAUCCGACACCGACACCAACUUACGGCACUACACCGACGCCAUCUUACGGCACUACACCGACGCCAACUUACGGCACUACACCGACGCCAUCUUACGGCACUACACCGACGCCAUCUUACGGCACUACACCGAGCACCCCAAGUACACCUUCCCAUGAUGUCCCUGCAAGUCCAAAGAAGCAUGGGUUCAUUGGAUCCUGCGACUACUGGAAGAAUCACCCAGAUGCUAUAGUUGCAGCUAUUGGGUCCCUUGGCAACAUCGGCAAGACAUUUGGUGCUGCAUGCAGUAUGAUAGGUGGCAAGAAGCUAGGAAAUAUGCAUGAUGCACUCUCAAACACUAGAACUGAUGGUAUUGGCGCCCUGAUACGUGAGGGGGCAGCUGCAUACCUCAACUCCAUUGUGAACAAGAAGUUCCCAUUUACCACCCAGCAGGUGAAGGACUGCAUCAUCGUGGCCGUGACCUCUGAUGGUGCUGCUUCUGCCCAAGCUGGGGUCUUCAAGAAGGCAAAUGAAUUCCACUACUAAUUUUAGUCAUUGGUGUUUCUUGGCUAAAUUUCUUCCUCCCACGCAUUUUUCUUGAUUGAUGCUAUCUUGUGGCUUGAUAUAUUUCUUGUAUUUUUGUUGUUUUAUCAUGUAAUAUCACUAUCUAUGACAUUUUGAGUGCAAUAAAUCCAUCCUUUUCCAUUGUUUGA